This is a messenger RNA of Penicillium odoratum, 618 nucleotides long. Its product is annotated as putative alanine--tRNA ligase. The record is from RefSeq and is a predicted model, not a curated record. Gene Ontology annotation, molecular function: nucleic acid binding; ATP binding; Ser-tRNA(Ala) deacylase activity. The coding region runs from base 1 to 618 and encodes 205 amino acids. Gene Ontology annotation, biological process: alanyl-tRNA aminoacylation; regulation of translational fidelity. The transcript has a single exon. NCBI's taxonomy places the organism in Eukaryota, Fungi, Ascomycota, Eurotiomycetes, Eurotiales, Aspergillaceae.
AUGCGUCAGACCAUCCUGUACCCACAGGGAGGCGGACAGCUCAGUGACACGGGCACCAUCGCAGUCGAGAACCAGGAGCCUAGCUUCACGGUAUCUCUGGUCCGCAAGACACCAGACGGUACCAUCAUUCACUUCGGAAAGCCCAGCAAUGGAGAUCCAUCUGCUUUUGUAAAGGGCCAGACUGUUGUGCAGACAGUCGACGGUGCCAAACGAGACUACCAUUCCCGACUGCAUACGGCCGGCCAUAUCAUCGGUGUGGCGAUGGAGAUUCUCAUGCCACAUAUGAAAGAGAUCAAAGCCAAUCAUACACCUAAAGAGGCGGGAAUGGAAUAUGAGGGAUUGCUGUAUAAUGAACACAAGCCGGUGAUUCAGGCAAAGAUUGAUGAGCUUGUUCAGCAGGACUUACCUGUUACUAUCUCGUGGAUGGAUGCUGGCACCGUUGUUGAUGAUCGUGCUAAACCGGGAGAUGGUCCUGUUCGCAUUGUCAGUAUUGGUGGGCUUGAUCAGAGUCCUUGUGGUGGUACUCAUGUCCAGCGUACUGGUCUGGUUGGCUCGAUCAGUAUACGCAAGAUCACCAGAAAAAGUGGGAUUAGUCGCAUCUCAUACGAAGUUAAAUAG